AUGGCGACCAUGACCUCUCUCGCGUCCAUCUCCUCCCGCGUCGCGACGCUCAAGGCGCCGCGCGCGUCCAAGCGCGCGUCCCGCUACGGCGCGUGCUGGCCCGGCCGCGCGGUCGUCCCCGAGGACGUGCCCGACCUCGGGAACGGCAACGUGAAAAAGAUCUCGCUGCUCGGAAGCACAGGCUCCAUCGGCACGCAGACGCUGGACAUCGCGGAGGAGAACCCGGACAAGUUCGAGAUCGUCGCGCUCAGCGCGGGGAAGAACCUCGACGUCCUCGCGGAGCAGAUCAUGAAGUUCAAGCCGAAGAUGGUGAGCAUCAGCGACGGCGCCGACGUCGCGCGACUCGAGUCGAUGAUCGCGGCGAUGGACGGCGACAAGCCGGAGAUUUUGUACGGGCCCGACGGCAUGAUCGAGGUCGCGCGGCAUCCGGAGGUGGACAGUACCGUGACCGGGAUCGUCGGCUGCGCGGGACUGCCGCCCACGGUCGCCGCGAUCGAGGCGGGGAAGAACAUCUGCCUCGCGAACAAGGAGACGCUCAUCGCGGGCGGGCCGGCGAUCGUCCCUCUCGCGGUCAAGCACGGCGUCAAGAUUUUACCCGCGGACUCGGAGCACUCCGCGAUCUUCCAGUGCAUCCAAGGCUUACCCGAGGGCGCGCUCCGAAGGAUCAUCCUGACCGCGUCCGGAGGCGCGUUCCGCGACGUCGAACUCUCGGAGAUGCGCGAGUACGCGAAGAACGACCCGGGUUUCUUGCAGAAGAAGGCGACGACGCAUCCCAACUGGGACAUGGGCGCGAAGAUCACGUGCGACUCCGCGACACUGAUGAAUAAAGCCCUGGAGGUGAUCGAGGCGCACUACCUGUACGGAACCUCGUACGACGACAUCGACGUCGUCAUUCACCCGCAGUCGAUCAUUCACAGCAUGGUCGAGACGAGCGACUCGAGCGUCCUCGCGCAGCUCGGCUGGCCGGACAUGCGUCUGCCGAUUCUCUACACCAUGUCGUGGCCGCAACGAGUCCAGUGCUCGGAGACGACGUGGCCGCGUCUGGACUUCGUGAAGAUGGGCGACCUCACGUUCAAGGCGCCGGACGUGGAGAAGUACCCGUCGUUGACGAUGGGGUACGCCGCGGGCAGGGCGGGCGGGACGAUGACCGGGGUGUUCUCCGCCGCGAACGAGCAGGCGGUGGCGAUGUUCCUCGACAAGAAGAUUGGAUACUUUGACAUCUACAACGUCAUCGACAAAGCCAUGGAGGCGCACAAGAACGAGCUCGUCCUCGACCCGAGCUUGGACGACAUCGUGGCGUGCGAUCUGUGGGCGCGGCAGCACGUGAAGGACACCGUGGGAUCCGGCGUGUGCAAGGAGCUCGUCGCCGCGUGA
Molecule: messenger RNA, 1374 nt
Organism: Micromonas pusilla CCMP1545
Lineage: Eukaryota; Viridiplantae; Chlorophyta; Mamiellophyceae; Mamiellales; Mamiellaceae
Exons: 3
Coding region: 1-1374 (457 amino acids)
Biological process (GO): isoprenoid biosynthetic process
Molecular function (GO): NADPH binding; manganese ion binding; protein binding
Source: RefSeq, a predicted model, not a curated record